UCCAUGUUAGCCGUGAAGUUAAAAAUGGGGAAGAUUUAGCAGAAUUCCAGUGUUUUUAGCUAAGCUGGAGGAAAGAAGUGCAUAAAGAAAAUCUCUGACAGUUGAAAUUUUUAGACAAUCAGGGAGUCCCCUGGAAUUAAGUGAAAUGAGGGCUUCUUAACUCAGCUGAUAGGGAAACGGGACAGACCCUUUCCAUCAGUCCAAGUGGGUGUUACCUUUCCUUACCAGCAUGGUCAACCAGAGGGCACAUGCCAGCCACGUUGGACAUGUCUCUCUGAUCCCACGGUACUCAAAGUGAGUGAACGCAGCCUGCCGCUGACUUUCCCUUCUUCAUGGGCUUCGGGAGUAGCAGGAGAAGCAACAGCAGCAGCACAGCCACAGCUGGAACUGCAAGAAUGAACUGCAAGGAGAGAAAUGACAGCAGCUGUGGCUGUAGUGGCAACGAAGAGAAGAAGAUGCUGAAGUGUGUGGUGGUGGGGGACGGUGCUGUGGGAAAAACCUGCCUGCUGAUGAGCUACGCCAAUGAUGCCUUCCCAGAGGAAUACGUGCCCACUGUGUUUGACCACUAUGCAGUUACUGUGACUGUGGGAGGCAAGCAGCAUUUGCUUGGAUUGUAUGACACUGCAGGACAGGAGGACUACAACCAGCUGAGGCCGCUCUCCUACCCCAACACUGAUGUGUUUUUGAUCUGCUUCUCUGUUGUGAAUCCUGCCUCUUACCACAAUGUCCAGGAGGAAUGGGUCCCUGAGCUGAAGGAUUGCAUGCCCCACGUGCCUUAUGUCCUCAUAGGGACACAGAUUGAUCUCCGUGAUGACCCGAAAACCUUGGCCCGUUUGCUGUACAUGAAAGAGAAACCUCUCACUUACGAGCAUGGUGUGAAGCUUGCAAAAACGAUUGGAGCACAAUGCUAUUUGGAAUGCUCGGCCCUGACUCAGAAAGGUCUCAAAGCCGUUUUUGACGAAGCAAUUCUCACCAUCUUCCAUCCCAAGAAGAAAAAGAAAUGCUGCUCUGAGUGUCACAGCUCCUGUUCAGUUAUCUGAGAUGGCUUUAAAUCUGUCUCCGCCCUAUCUCAGGGUGAGAAUGGCAGCCAGCCUCCGUCCUUGUGCUCAAGCCAACAAGGGGUCACAGCCAGAGAGGACGUCCCUCACGCACAGGCUUGCUCCUCCUCCCUGUGAACUGGACAAGCACAGCACACUUGCCCACCAGCUGCCACCUCCUUCCUACCAGCCAGAAGCACCCACGUUGCGCACUCUACAAGGAUGUUGGCACAGCAUGUGUCACUGCUGACCGGGUUGGCCACAGUCAAAGGUCGCCUUGCAUUUUUUCUCUGCACCCUCCACCCCCACCCUGUGAACAAGCAAUCACCACAGGAGUCCCAGAAGAGGCAUUCAGCUCCUGAACUGGUGGUCUUUCUUGAUGUCUUUCACAAAAUAGAGGACAACAGUACUAACCACUGCUCCGAACCUGUUACUCUACCCAUGUGUCUUGCAUUUAUUUGUAUUAUUUUAAGAAACUUACUAAUUCACCAGUUUACUCAGGCCUUACAGACCCAGACCAAAUUAGUCCAAAAACAAAGUGUUUUUUCCAUUUCUCUUUCUGCAUGUUUCUACCAAAGUUAUUAGAACCAACAUAUACCUCUGAAUGCCUAGUUACAAGGACCUACAGGAAAAUGUUUAAAACUUUUGGAAACUAAAACAGAACUAAAAUCUUUCAACUGGUUGAAAGAAAACACAAUUUGAUUUGUUGUACAUUCAUUUUGCCAAUGAUUCACCCUAGAAAUGCUUAUGCUUAUGGUCAAACUUUCUUUCAUGUUAUUUGGACAUGAAAAAAUUAUACUUGUAUUCAGUUUUAUUUUAUUUGGACCUGGAAAAAUUACAAAUGUGUUUCUGCUCUUUAAUUCAAAUUAAUUGAGAGCUGGAGAAAGAAUAUUCUAAGAUCUAUUUUUUUUAGUACUUUAUAUUCAAUCCUGUGAACUCUUUUGCUCCUUCCUAUUCUUGUUACUGUUUUCCUCCCUUGAUUUCUCAAUUUCUUUCUCUUUGUUCUCCCAAUAAUAACCUGAUCUAAAAGAAGGAUCUGACUAUAGGGCAUGAAAAAGCAAAUGAUUUGAAGUCCCCAAAGAUUACACAAAGUGCCUCCAUUUUUCCACUUGCUACAACUGAAAGUGCUUCUGAGUUCUUCCAUACCAGCGCCAUUCUAUUUAAAUGACCCUUUCCAAAUAUAGUCGGUGCUAAAAUAUUGCCUCUUCCUACUUCCUAAGCCCACUAUCCCAGGUGUUUGUUUAGGACCUAGGUCUGUACCCUCCAAACUCUAAGUGUUUUUUUAUUCUCUGCCUUCUACACAAAGUGAUAUAUUACAUGAACAGGGACUUUGGUCAAGUAGAGAUUCCCAGAGAAGAAUUUGUGUGCCUUUGCCAUAGGACACUUCCAAACAUGUAGUAAUUCAUUUAUCACAGAAUGAGUGACUUCCUAACUUUUAAAUAGAGGCUGUGAAGUCUUCUAACUAGUUGUAUCUGCUUAUAAUUGCCUACAAACCCUCAGGUAGGCUCUUAACUCAUUUCAACUGCAUAAAGCAAAAUGUCUCUUUGCAGCAUGAAAUUAUACUAAUUCUAAUUUUAAAACUUUCAGAUUCACACUCUUUUUAUUACAAAAAAAAUCUACUGUUUCUAGUCUCUCCUUCACAUAGGAAAACUUACAAUGUGGCUUCUUUCUAGAAGGUCUGUUAUAACACUGCCUGUUUUUGUUGUUUUGCUUAUGGAAAUUUUCUGAAAUGUAUUUUUCAUUAUUUCCCAUUUCAAAUUCUAUUUUCCUUCUCCCCAUAAAAUUGUUAAAAGCCUGUCUUACACACACAUACAUACCAAAAAAAGUCAAAGAAAAGAGGAGUUUUGAAAGUUAAGCUUGACAUUUAGAGAAAAUAAGUACUUUGAAGAUGGAAAUCAAUUGUGUAUAAACUUUAACUCUGAAGAGACCAUGAAUUUAUCUUUCCCAAACAAUGAGAACCAUCUAUCCUUGUAAUAAAUGACUUCAUGAUAACCAUUUUUGUUACACUAGUACAUAGUUCUAUCUUGCUAAAAUUUCACUUCUUUUUAU
Messenger RNA from Sorex araneus (European shrew), 3086 nucleotides. RefSeq names its product ras homolog family member J (gene RHOJ). The transcript is spliced from 5 exons. Gene Ontology annotation, molecular function: GTPase activity; GTP binding. NCBI's taxonomy places the organism in Eukaryota, Metazoa, Chordata, Mammalia, Eulipotyphla, Soricidae. The coding region runs from base 333 to 1040 and encodes 235 amino acids. The record is from RefSeq and is a predicted model, not a curated record. Gene Ontology annotation, biological process: small GTPase-mediated signal transduction.